Messenger RNA from Ectocarpus siliculosus, 1261 nucleotides. NCBI's taxonomy places the organism in Eukaryota, Phaeophyceae, Ectocarpales, Ectocarpaceae. The record is from the annotation of a GenBank genome assembly.
AUGCUGCACACGACCGCCCACACCACACCAGACCACAACACAACACACAGCGCGAACAUCACCACCAGCUAUCCUCCACCAACAGCCUCGACGCACACCAGCCAUACCACCACGAGCGAGCGCGUACGCUACGACCAAUUACAGCACGCCCGGCGUGUGAUCAUGAUGAUGAAGACUUCUUCGAACCGCUGGCUGGGUCUCCUCGGUGCUGCGGUCAUCAUGUGGUCGUCUGCUAGUAGUGUUGUCGCAACCACCAGCGACCAGUUUGACGCCUGCGAUGCGGCGCAAGACAUCGGAAACGGGCGCUGUAACAUGGGCAACAACAUCGAAGAAUGCGGCUUCGAUGGCGGCGAUUGCUGCGAGUGCACCUGCGAGGACGGAGAAUAUACCUGCGGCCAGUACUAUGGUUACGCCUGCAUUGACCCCGACGCCACGUGCGUGGACGACGACGCUGUCACGGUUGACAUGAUGGAGAACUGCUACGACCCGUCGCGCAUUGGAAACGGCGCCUGUGACAGCCUACUAAACAAUGAAGACUGCGCUUAUGAUGGUGGAGAUUGCUGCGAGUGCACGUGUGACCCUUCUAGGUACCCAUGGUACGAUUCGGGUGUGGGUUGCCAGACCGGCAUGUAUGGCGGCUUCGCCUGCAUUGACCCGGAUGCACCGUGCGUGGACGACGACAUCGUCACCGCCGAGAUGAUGGACCUGUGCUCCACCGGCCAGAUCGGGAAUGGGUACUGCGACGACAGCAACAACAGCCCAGAAUGCGCGUACGAUGGUGGCGAUUGCUGCGAGUGCACCUGUGAGUCGCACGACGAUGGCUACGAGUACUACUGCGAACCCGGAAGUUUCGCGUGCAUCGACCCUGAAGCGGAGUGCGUGGACGACGACGACAACACUGCGGAGCAGUACGAGCACUGCGGCUGGGUAACGCGCAUUGGGGAUGGCAUGUGUGAUGACGAAAACAACAAGGAAGAAUGCGGCUUCGACGGCGGCGAUUGCUGCGAUUGCACUUGCGUAGUUCCUUCUUCGGCUUGGUCUGACUAUGCAUGCCAAGAGGUCUACAACAUCAACAGCUUUGACUGCCUCGACACGAGCGCCUCGUGCUACGGGGAGGAACAUCUGUCGUAUGAGCUCAGCUUUUCCUGGGACGACAACGAGUAAACGCUGCCAACCCGUCGACCUCGCCUCUCUACACCCUCAGCAUACAUAGGUGCUAUUUUUCGGUGUACUGUGUACUCCGGUCGCCCUGGUGGUCGAU